CAAGCAUCCUCCUUCUCCUCUUGCACCCUACUCGCACCUCCCUCCCUCUCCCCCCCCCCUGUCCUUCCCCAUGUCCAAUUCGACAUCCACCAACCUCAUGGGUCCUUCCCUGAAGUCCAUCAGCUGGCGUACGGACGCCGUCACCUGGUCCUCGCAGGCCGCCCUCGAUGGUGAAGGCCCCACCUCGCCGGGCGGUAGCAAUGCCGAUCUGACCACCUCCUUCGUGCAGCUCGCUGUUCUGAGCCCCGACGCCUCUGAAGCUACCCAGCACCACACCUUCGAGCUCACCCGCAACGGCCUGGCUGCUCACCUUCUGCCAGCCAUCUCCGACAUCGAAAAGGCUCUGGAGUUCUAUUCCUCCUAAAGACACGGACUCAUCUCGGACUGCCGUCCUUCGCCUGCCCCUCUCUUCUCCCUUUUUUUUUCACAGCCCGCCAGCUAUCGCCGGCACCAUACCCAAUACAAUCCCCCCCUCCCAUUGAUUGGGAACGACUCGUUCAUGAA
Messenger RNA from Fonticula alba, 504 nucleotides. RefSeq lists its product as hypothetical. The record is from RefSeq and is a predicted model, not a curated record. NCBI's taxonomy places the organism in Eukaryota, Rotosphaerida, Fonticulaceae. The coding region runs from base 71 to 364 and encodes 97 amino acids. The transcript is spliced from 2 exons.